AUGAAAGCUCAAAGAAUUGAAUGUGAAUUUAAAGCUUUGAGUCCCGUUAUUUUUAAAAUUUGCGUUUCCGUGUCAAACAGAAGUGGUUUAGAGGCUCAGAAAAAUCUAGCUAAAGAGCGCGAGAGAGAGCCCGGAAGUCGUCGUAGCACGUUAUUACAAAGCAUACCGCUUCAAAGCGCACAGGAAAGGCGAGGACAAACACUGAACGUAGCGCUUGAAAGAAAAAGUAAAGUCUCCCACAACUGAGGUGGAUUUGAUUGAUAAUAAAUAGUUAUCAUUAC
This is a messenger RNA of Cylicocyclus nassatus, 281 nucleotides long. The record is from the annotation of a GenBank genome assembly. NCBI's taxonomy places the organism in Eukaryota, Metazoa, Nematoda, Chromadorea, Rhabditida, Strongylidae.